UAAUCCAGUGUCGGAAAAACGAAAGAAAUUCAGAGGUCCGAAAUAGGCUACGUCUAUACGAAAGCCUUGUUCCUUCUUCUCCCAUUCUAUCCGUUUCUAUCCAAAUAUCCCACCCCGCCAUGGUGGUGGCAACAACCAAACACCACUUCCGUUUCCUCUGCACAAUGAUCACGCUGCAACCACAUUAGCGUACUAUGCUGUUCUUCUUCUUGUUGUUCCCUCCUCAGCUAUGGAAUUCGCCAGGACCAUGUUCUGUUCUUCUCCACCGUUCCCUCCAAGAACUCAUCACCCUUGGAGCACUCUCCCCUCGUCCUCUUCUACUUCUUCCGUUUUGAUGCUUCACGAACAAGCUUCCCCUACAGUUGCCUCUUGGUCUUCUAAUUUUUCAGCACAGAAUUUUCCUGCCUCAGUUCUUUUACCAGAGCAGCGUGAUGAAUAUAGGCCUCUUCUGCACAUGUCUAAGGAAGACAAGACAUCACAGGCAAUGUUAAGUACAAGGCAGAUGGAUACAGUCACGGUUCAUGAAGAGAAUAACACGGAAAAUGCUGAUCAGGUAGUGCUUGACUUUAGGAAGCACCUGCAUCACUGGCCUAAUUUACAGUACUUAUUAACUUCCUCACAAAUAGGGGAAGUUGCUGCUUCUUCAACUUUAGAGCAUGUUUCUGUUGACUUGGAGAGGCGUCCAAAUGGUGUGCAAUUUAAUGGAGUUUCUCUUGCUAAGAAAGCUUUGUCUACCUCGAAACAAGAAUCCUCAGUAGUUGAAGACUUGAAAUCAAUUAAAGCUGAUGAUGAUUCAAUUCCUUUUGGUCUGGCCUCUACUAGCUUGGCUGAUCCUUCAAUUGGAAGAAAUAAAACUGUGAGGUCAACACGGCUUCUAGAGAGACGAUCAAAACAAAGAAAAGUGCCUAAGUCGAAAGUUAUAGACGAUGAAACCUACCUUGCAAGAAAGGAUGAUGCACAAGAAAAGCUACGUGCAGAAAAGAAGAAAAAUGAAGAACUUGAUCAAGAUGAUCCCCUGCGCUUGUUCUUGUGGGGUCCCGAAACAAAACAACUUUUGACACUUGAACAAGAAUCUCAACUGAUAUCUCAGAUACAGGACUUAUUGAGAUUGGAAGAAGUGAAGACCAAUCUUCAAUCUCAAUUUGGAAGGGAACCAACUAUGGCUGAAUGGGCAGAGGGUGCAGGACUUAAUUGUCGAUUGCUGCAAUCACAGCUUCAUUCUGGCAACAGAAGCAGAGAAAAGCUUAUUCAAGCAAAUUUACGCAUGGUAGUCCAUGUUGCCAAAAGUUAUCAGGGGCGUGGUCUCAGCCUUCAGGACUUACUACAGGAGGGAAGUAUGGGUCUUAUGAAGAGUGUUGAAAAAUUCAAUCCCCUAGCCGGUAGUCGAUUUGGUAAUUAUGCAUUCUGGUGGAUAAGGCAAGCAAUAAGGAAGGCAGUGUUUCGACAUUCCAGGACAAUCCGUCUACCGGAGAAGGUAUUUAUCCUAUUGGGCAAGGUAAUGGAGGCUAAGAAAUUGUACAUUCAGGAAGGAAACCUUCACCCAACUAAAGAAGAAUUAGCAAGAAGGGUAGGAGUUACUGUAGAAAAGAUUGACAAAUUACUAUUUUCUGCAAGAAUUCCAAUUUCAAUGCAGCAAACUGUGUGGGCUGACCAAAAUACAACUUUCCAGGAGAUUACUGCAGACCCCACUGUUGAGGCCACAGAUGUGACUGUCGAAAAACAGCUUAUGAGAAGGCAUGUUCUCAAUGUCCUAAGUGUCUUACACCCAAAAGAGAGGAGAAUUAUCCGGUUAAGAUAUGGUUUUGAGGAUGGUGAACAGAAAUCUUUAUCAGAGAUUGGAGACAUAUUUGGUUUGUCUAAGGAAAGGGUUCGUCAAUUGGAGAUCCGAGCACUAUACAAGCUGAAGAAGUGCCUUGUCAAACAAGGACUUGAUGCUUAUGUAGACUUGCUUCUAUAGAUGAGUAGACACCAAGGUUAUGUACUUCAUUUCGCUGAGACAUUUUCUGGUUACAAUCUGAACAGCGGUACCAGGAUCGAACUUUUGAAGGCAAGUUUAACAAUAAAUACUGUUAUUGAGGACAAAUCAGAGAACCUGGCUGCCACAAGAAACUUGAAGUGUGUAUUAAGAGGUGAGGCUUAUACAAAUGCGAACACUUCUAGGUGAAAACAUUUAAAUAGUAUUUAUUCUAGAAAAGAAAGUUUUUUUACGUUAAAUAAAUGAUAUCUUGUAUAUGUCUUACGUGGAUUUGUAUUCUACUAUUCUUUUGAUUGAAUUUCUAAUUCCAUCGUCUCACUUUACAUUGAA
This is a messenger RNA of Glycine soja, 2305 nucleotides long. RefSeq names its product RNA polymerase sigma factor sigF, chloroplastic-like. Gene Ontology annotation, biological process: regulation of DNA-templated transcription; DNA-templated transcription initiation. Bases 230 to 1957 code for a protein of 575 amino acids. Gene Ontology annotation, molecular function: DNA-binding transcription factor activity. The record is from RefSeq and is a predicted model, not a curated record. The transcript has 9 exons. Lineage: Eukaryota; Viridiplantae; Streptophyta; Magnoliopsida; Fabales; Fabaceae.